AAAAAAAAAUAAAAAAAAAAUUCAAUCGUCGCGGAUUUUCCUCGAUUACCCGAUAAUAUCAUUCAAUUCAAAAUCCCUUUUUUAUUUUUGGCGAAUAUAUUCAUUGGUUUUCCUUUUGAUUUCCCGUGCCCAGCUCCGGAAACCCUAGUACGCCAGCCUUGCUGCAUCCGUCCUUAUUCUUGCACGAUUUGUUGUCUUAUCGGGCGGGUCAUGAUUUAUGGCAGCAUCAGAAGGAAAAGUUUCCUACUCCUCGCUUUCCAAUCUGGAAAAGGAGAACAACAAAUUUACGUAUGUAGACGACUUUGAUGACACUACAUGGGCUGCGCAAGAGGACCAUGAUUCAGAGGAAUUGAAUAAAAAAAUAUCAUACCCAUUUCUUCCUGAUCCGGACGAUAUUAUGGAUGGAGGUUAUGACUCUGGUGAGGAUCAUUACCCCUCUAUACCAAGAAAUGGCCCGCCCGAGGUGAACUUGAAAAACGUGAUGAGUGGCAUAUUCGCAAUUCUGACUGGGCGCAAUAAAGAUAAUUUAGGUCUUAGUAAUCUUCCCCAAUUGCCAAGCUCGAACGUUUCGUUUCUUGGAUCUGCAAAGAAUGGAGAGACGUUCUUGCACUCUUCAGUUUACAUACCGAGUGCUCCACCACUUCUUGAGCCAAAUGCUUCUAAUUAUAAUGCUUACAAAGACGUGUUGGAAGCCGAACCUCCAGAGUGGCUUCCGGAUAGUUCUACGACAUCUUGCAUGCAGUGCAAUGCACCCUUUACUGCACUGACUCGAGGAAGACACCAUUGCCGCUUUUGUGGAGGUAUCUUUUGUAGGGUUUGCUCGAAAGGAAGGUGUUUGUUACCUGCUAAGUUUAGGGAGAGGAAUCCACAGAGGGUGUGUGACACGUGCUAUGAUAGGCUUGAUCCACUGCAAGGUGUGUUGAUCAAUACCAUCAGUAAUGCUGCACAGGUGGCAAAGCACGAUGUUAUGGACUGGACUUGUUCAAGAGGGUGGUUGAAUCUUCCUGUCGGUUUGUCCUUGGAGCAUGAAAUAUACAAGUCGUGCAAUACAUUGAGAAGCUUUUGCCAGGUAGCUAGGUUAAACCCUGAGAAGUCCAUCCCUGCCGCUGUUAUGAAAGGGGCGAGAGGUUUAGCAAUCUUGACAGUUGCUAAAGCUGGUGCACUAGUUUCUUACAAACUGGGGACUGGCUUGGUUGUUGCCCGAAGGUCAGAUGGGUCGUGGUCCGCACCAUCUGCCAUACUUUCCGUUGGUUUGGGAUGGGGUGCCCAGUUUGGAGGUGAACUCAUGGAUUUCAUAAUUGUGAUGCACGAUGCUAGGGCUGUGAAAACAUUUUGCAGUCGCAUGCAUUUUUCUCUUGGUGCGGGUUGCAGUGUCGCUGCUGGACCAAUUGGGAGAGUUGUAGAAGCAGAUCUGAGAGCUGGAGAGAAAGGUUCUGGCAUGUGCUACACCUAUAGUUGCAGCAAAGGUGCAUUUGUUGGUGUCUCGUUAGAAGGAAACAUUGUCGCCACAAGAAUGGAUACGAAUCUUCGUUUUUACGGCGAUCCAUAUCUCACAACGGCUGAUAUACUCCUGGGAAAUGUAGAUAGACCAAAAGCUGCUGAACCAUUAUAUGCUGCUCUUAGAGAACUUCACUCCAAAUUACGGUGCUAGUUCCAUACAAGGUUUCUUUUUAUUUAAGCCUAUGAAUAAUUUAUACAUGUCCUUUGAUAAAAUGCUCUUCCGAACUUAAAUUUAUUCUGCGUGGAUUGUGUAUAUUUCUGCUGCUUUUAUUUGGUUGAUGUGAAUAUGGUGGAUAUGGAUUCAUACAGCUGUAUAUAAGGUUUUUAUAUAAUUGGUUUGUUCUAAUA
Molecule: messenger RNA, 1848 nt
Organism: Erythranthe guttata (spotted monkey flower)
Lineage: Eukaryota; Viridiplantae; Streptophyta; Magnoliopsida; Lamiales; Phrymaceae
Product: RING/FYVE/PHD-type zinc finger family protein
Molecular function (GO): phosphatidylinositol binding; metal ion binding
Source: RefSeq, a predicted model, not a curated record